AUGUCUGGCCACGGUCGGUCGGUGUUUGUGAACUCGUGCAUCAAGAAACCGCUCAGUCCGUCGAGCAAACGGCCCAAUCCUUCGUUUUUGGUGCCACAGUGUAGUUUAGACCGUGGAUUGCAGGACCCGCGCACUCAGGACGCGAUGAGUACGAUGACGCGCAAGAAGGCUGCAUCCAAGUGCCCCCUGGCACGGAACGGCCACUACCGUCGCUCCAAGUGCUGCUCGAUGACGCACCAGCUGCGUAAGGAAGCGGAUAGCUUCCAGACGAUGGUGCAGUUUUACGACAGCAUUCCGGACUACAACGAGUUGUUGCAUCUACCCCGGGACGAGUUCUACUGUCGGCUAAACACGUUGAAGAAGAAACAACGGGAGCUGAAGUCGAUGUGCUGCGUUGGGGAAGCUGACGUCAACGGUAAAGGUGACCGUGCGAUGCAACCGGAAGUGAAUGACGGCUGCACCGGAAGAAGUGAAGUUCAAGGGCUGACAAAACAUAGCUAUGGUGGCGUGAGUGAUAGUGUAGGUACCGGUGAUCCCGCCAGAGAAAACGUUCGACCGAACGACGAGGAUGGAGAUUCUUCCCUCCACUCGUGGAGUAAAUCGCCACCGACGGUUGUGGACACGACGAACGAUUUUUCCCGUAAUCCAACCCUCGCACGGAAAGGUUCCGCCAAGUCGGUGCGAAUCGAGAGCACCAAAGAGGACAACUUAAACGGUACAGGGGGCGACGGAGGAGGACGCAAGUAUCGCUCGGGGACUCCCUUUGCUUCCGAACCGGACGACAGUGGGACAACUUCGAAGAAUGUUACUCCGACGUGCGCCACACCGAUCAAUGCCGAUUUUGUCGAACGGUACGAUCGGUACGUGAAGCGCAAUCUGCGCUGCAAAUCGGCCAGCCCUAUCCGCAAUCUCGCGAAUGUCACCAUCCCACAACCGUACAAGAUGACCCAACGCGAGGAAGAACAACGGACUCUUCAGGAAUUGUUGCUGACGAGCAAAAGUGCCUUCCCGUCACGAGAGGCUCUACCGGAGCCUGCCUCCUCCUCAACGGCCAAACCCGCGACCCAGUUUCGGGCCCACCCGGUUCCGAUUACAUCCCGUAUACCGCUUUUCGACACAAUCAUGGCCGACCAGGAGUAUCGCAACCGGCUGGCGAAGCUGAACUCCGAGAUCGAGCUGCAGUCGCAGAUCAAACCAUUCCACUUUUCCGAGCGCCUUAAUCGGGGUAAUAGCCGCUGUCUCAGUAGGAGUCUAUCCUCGCCGGCCCUACUCGGGACCGGGCUGGAGCUAGGGCUCGAUGGGCCAGCGAAGGUACGGCCCUUCAAGGCGAAACCCUGCCCCAAGAAGCUGUUCAGUAGCUCCUUUCAAACGAAGGCCUGGGAGGAGGAAUACUUUCGAUUUCUCAACAAACGCCUCCGGGCUGAAGAGAUGCUACGGCAAGCCACUCUCCCACCAUCGAUGGCUCGCCGGGAGCGAAGCGAAAGGAAGAACUGUCUUUCGCGCCAUUCGGUCACGACGGACGAGACGACCAAGGAUCGGCCAGGAUCGGCCGGUGGCGGGAAGAAAUCGAAGCGGAAGCGAAAGACGCGGAAAUCGUUCAAACGUCGAAAAAGUGUCGAAGAGAAGUGUGCGGAUUACUUUGCAUCGGUCACCGAUCCUUCGAGGAUACUUUAUCCAACAAGUAACUCCAGCUGCAGUAACAGUACCGAUCCCAACCGUGGCUCGGGUGACACACCGGCCCCGAUAUACCCCGUCAAUCGGCCCAACCUGGCGGCUACACUGCGCACCGAAUGGUGCCGGAAGAAGUUACGAGACCUAGAACUCGAUGAGACGGCGGCGGAAAAGAAGAAAGCACCCCGGUUCCGGUGGGGUGUUAAGAAGUCGCAGGCCUUCCAGAACCUUAACCUAGAUCACACCCACGAGGAAGAACUCAACCUUCGGCUAGCGACGAGAAGAGCUGAGCAGCGGCUUCGACAGGAGGAACACGCGAUCAACAUGGAACUGAUGAGGCAGCGGGUCAAGGCAGCCCCGUUGCUUCUAGAAGGUCCACCCCAGUGGGGUCCCCGGUUAGGGCACGUUGCCCAUCGCUGCUCGAGCCUUAACCGCGAGUCCGAGCAAGCCCUUUUCCGGAAGCCGGAAAAAUUCACGAAAUCUAUUUCCCAGAAACUACCAACGGCCGCACCCAUUAGUGGUCCACCAGCGGGACCUAGUAAAAAGUGUGACUCACCGGUGACGUCUUAUACCAACACCAGCACCAGCAGUCAUCACCGUGGCCGUCCGGGACGGCACGAGCAAAGACACCAGCGAUCAGCUGAGAAAAGACGCAACGCCGGUAAUGGGAGCAAACUUAGUACUUACUCCUUCGAUUCCACCGGAAAGCAAAGCUACAAAGUGUGUGACAGUGAACUGCUAAGUUUGUCGGAUGUUUAG
Messenger RNA from Anopheles coustani, 2430 nucleotides. RefSeq lists its product as uncharacterized. Bases 1 to 2430 code for a protein of 809 amino acids. The record is from RefSeq and is a predicted model, not a curated record. The transcript is spliced from 3 exons. Gene Ontology annotation, biological process: cilium organization. Lineage: Eukaryota; Metazoa; Arthropoda; Insecta; Diptera; Culicidae. Gene Ontology annotation, cellular component: cilium.